Jatropha curcas is the source of this 1186-nucleotide messenger RNA. RefSeq names its product DTW domain-containing protein. NCBI's taxonomy places the organism in Eukaryota, Viridiplantae, Streptophyta, Magnoliopsida, Malpighiales, Euphorbiaceae. The record is from RefSeq and is a predicted model, not a curated record.
GUUAACGGGCUUAUAGAUCUUGUGAUGCUAAUAAUGGCCAUUAUUUGAACCCCAUGGCAUGGAUCCGAUUACCGACCCGAAACAACCCGCUCAGUUCGUUCCUCAAUCUCCUCAAUUACCAGAGCUCACACCCUCCUAAAACCAUAACAAUGGCAGUUUGCCAAUCUAAUUCCAAGCGACCUACUUGCCCAUCUUGCUCCAAACCAUACCGUCUCUGCCUCUGCACUCGGAUCCAAAACCCGGGUCUUGAUAACAAGGUAAGUGUAACCGUUCUUCAACACAGUUUAGAAAGAAAACACCCUCUUAAUUCUGUUAGGAUAGCAAAACUAGGGCUUAGAAAUGUCAAUGUCGUUACAGUUUCCGAUGUUAAUUUCGAUGCCAGUUUCAUUAUCCGGUUAUUGGAAUCGAAUUCGGGUGGAUGGGAAAGUUUGAAUCUUGAUGGAGUUUUGGAUAGAAAAGAAAAUCAGAAAAGAAAAAUUGAGGACAUUGAUGGUUCCUGUUCAGUUGCAGUAAAUAUGGGAAAAGGAUAUUCUGAUGAAGAACCAGUCAUCUUUGCUACUAUUGGCAAAUGUGGAGAAAUGAAUGAGCUUGAAAGUAUAUGGAAAUGGAAGCCUCAAGUCCAUCCACAAGAAAAUUCAAACUUUGAUCAAAUUUUAGCCUCUAAAGGAGCUAUUAACGAUUUGGAAAAAGGGUUUAUUGUAAAAAAGUUGCAGAGAAAGCAAUCAAAUGGUAGCAGCACAGAUAUGGAAGAAUAUGAGGAAUUUGAGCUUGUAAUUCCUUCUGGAUCAGUACUUCUAUUUCCUAGCGAAAAAGCAGUGGGAGUUGAUGAGCUAUUACAAGAAAUGAACAUUGGGGUAAAGAAUUUAAUUGUUUUAGAUGGGACAUGGGCAAAGGCAAAGAGGAUGUAUAUGGAAAAUCCAUGGUUAAGGAUUUUGCCACAUUUGAAGUUGAAUUUGGAUAAACUGAGCUUGUAUAGUGAGGUUAGGAGUCAGCCAAAAGCUGGUUGUUUGUCUAGCAUUGAAAGCAUUGUUUAUGCUUUGAAGGCAGUUGGGGAUAAUCCUGAAGGUUUGGAUAGUCUUUUGGAUGUUUUCGAGUCCAUGGUAGGAGAUCAGAGGCGGUGCAAAGAUGAGAGAUUGAGGAAAGAACAUGUUAUUUAAUUACAAUUUUACCCUUUACUAGUUACUAC